AUGUCUGAAUUACCUGCUUACAGUGCGGCUGAUGUUGCAGCGCAUUCUACCAGAGAUGAUCUUUGGGUCAUCAUUCAAGGGAAAGUCUACGAUGUCACCAAAUACGUACGAGACCACCCAGGCGGCGCAGAUGUUUUGAUCGAUGUCGCUGGAAAGGAUGCAACCGAGGAGUACGCAGACGUUGGCCACUCAGAAGAUGCGGACGAGAUCUUGAACAGCUAUAUGAUCGGUAUCGCUGCCAAUCCUGAGAAGCUGAAGCGCUCAAAGAACGUCAAACUCGUACAGCAAGUGCCGCCAACUGCUGUAGCGAAGAGUGGUUUAGUAGCAUCAGGAGUCGUGAAAGUUGUUGCAGGCUCUCUGACGCUUGCUGGCGCUGCCUACUGCGCGUCAACAUACGGUCCAUCGCCACGCGUUCUCUUCUCCAGACUUCCUCAAUUGCCGACUUCCUCGCUCUCAAGUGGGAACAGCGCCUUCGUCGGUGGUUUUGCGAUUGCCAGCGUUAUCUCCACAAUCGGUGCGGCCGUCGUUGCCAACAAACUCUCCAAGUUUACACAGGUUGAGUCCGGCUUCACAAGGUACCCUCCUCGCCGGAAGCAGCGUCACUACGUCAAGCCAGCGAACCCGCAUCUCGCAAAAGGAUUUCUGGAUGCCAAGGAAUUCAAGCCGCUGAAGGUGGCCAAGAUCGACCAAUUGUCGUCAAAUGUCUUCAAGUACAGCUUCAAGCUUCCCGACCCAAGAGACGUUGUUGGUCUGCCCAUCGGCCAGCACGUCGCCAUCAAGGCUACCAUUGAUGGCAAGUCCGUCACUCGGUCGUACACCCCAACUUCCAACAAUCUCGAUGUUGGCCUGCUGGAACUGGUGAUCAAGAUUUACCCAGAUGGCCAGCUCACAGGCAAGUUCUUCGCAAAUUUGAAGGUUGGAGACGAGGUUCUGUUCCGUGGACCCAAGGGAGCCUACACCCACACAGUCGGACAAUGCAAAAAGAUCGGCAUGAUCGCUGGAGGCACAGGUAUUACACCAAUGUACCAGCUCAUUCGCGCCAUCUGCGAAGACAAAUACGACACAACAGAGGUGUCUCUGAUUCUUGCCAACCGAUCGGAAGACGACAUCCUGCUGCGCAAGGAGCUUGAGACCUUCGCUAGGAGGUACCCCAAGAACUUCAAGCUCUGGUACAUGUUGGACAGCCCACCGGAGAACUGGGCGUACGGUAGUGGCUUCGUUACGGCAGAUGUGAUGAAGGAGAAGCUGCCCGCGCCGGCACCGGACACCAAGAUCAUGCUGUGUGGGCCUCCCGGAAUGGUCAACGCAUCGAAGAAAGCUUUGGCGACACUAGAUUUCAAGGCGCCAGGAGCUGUUGCAAAGAUGUCAGAUGAGAUUUUCUGUUUCUAG
Molecule: messenger RNA, 1389 nt
Organism: Macroventuria anomochaeta
Lineage: Eukaryota; Fungi; Ascomycota; Dothideomycetes; Pleosporales; Didymellaceae
Exons: 2
Coding region: 1-1389 (462 amino acids)
Cellular component (GO): endoplasmic reticulum
Molecular function (GO): oxidoreductase activity; heme binding
Source: RefSeq, a predicted model, not a curated record